Messenger RNA from Rhinolophus ferrumequinum (greater horseshoe bat), 2561 nucleotides. It is a transcript of the gene FGF6, whose product is annotated as fibroblast growth factor 6. The coding region runs from base 45 to 671 and encodes 208 amino acids. Gene Ontology annotation, molecular function: growth factor activity; fibroblast growth factor receptor binding. Lineage: Eukaryota; Metazoa; Chordata; Mammalia; Chiroptera; Rhinolophidae. The record is from RefSeq and is a predicted model, not a curated record. The transcript is spliced from 3 exons. Gene Ontology annotation, cellular component: cytoplasm. Gene Ontology annotation, biological process: positive regulation of cell population proliferation; fibroblast growth factor receptor signaling pathway; positive regulation of protein phosphorylation.
UUUAGGGCCAUUAACUCUGACCACGUGCCUGAGAGGCAAGGUGGAUGCGCCUGGCACAGAGGCUACUCAUGACUAUGUGCUGGGGAGCGGGACGUCUGCAGGGCACGCUGCAGGCCCUGGUCUUCCUGGGCAUCCUGCUGGGCAUGGUGGCGCCCUCUCCUGCGGGCACCCGCGCCAACAGCACACUGCUGGACUCGAGGGGCUGGGGCACCCUGCUGUCCAGGUCCCGAGCUGGGCUAGCUGGAGACAUCGCUGGGGUCAAUUGGGAAAGUGGCUAUUUGGUGGGGAUCAAGCGGCAGCGGAGGCUGUACUGCAACGUGGGCAUCGGCUUCCACCUCCAGGUGCUACCCGGCGGCCGGAUCAGCGGGAGCCACGAGGAGAACCCCUACAGCCUCCUGGAGAUUUCCACAGUGGAGAGAGGUGUGGUGAGUCUCUUUGGAGUGAAAAGUGCCCUCUUCAUUGCCAUGAACAGUAAAGGAAGAUUAUACGCGACGCCCAGCUUCCAAGAGGAAUGCAAGUUCAGAGAAACCCUCCUGCCCAACAAUUACAACGCCUAUGAGUCAGACCUGCACCGAGGGACCUACAUUGCACUGAGCAAAUAUGGACGGGUAAAGCGGGGCAGCAAGGUGUCCCCAAUCAUGACUGUCACUCACUUCCUUCCCAGGAUAUGAGGACCCUGAAACAAGGUUCACAGGUUGAAAGCGACAUCUUUUCUAUUGGAAUUUUGCACAAGUGAACAAUUCCCCACUCCCCCAUGACUCCUGAGUCAGGUUUGUCUUGUGCUCGGGGAGACCUGAGUUGGUUCCCUUGGCCACCAGACCCCAUGACAUGUAACCCAUCUAAGUGAGGGGUUGAAGCCAGCAUUCUAGAAAGGCAAUGGAGCCCAUGCUAUGACCUCACCUGAGGAAAGAAGUUACAGAUGACACUUAUAGAAUGUGACUUUGUGCACAGGAAAAGGCCAGGGUGGAAGUAUGUGUGCGUUGAUAUAUAGCCAUACAUCUUCGUAUGUAUUGUCAGAGCAAAGACAUUUCAGAGCAUCAGGUUUCUUUCUGCCGGAAUCAUCGCUGCAGGCAUGUGCCCGCAAGAAUGUCACUUGUCAAACUAGCAGGAUUGAUGUGUACUCCCAUUCUGCCUCUUUCCAAUCAUCUUUCCAUUGAGAGGCCACUGGUUGCGCGGGUUACGUGGGUGGUAGGGAACAGCUGUCCUCUAGGUACAGAGAGGGCAUGACGAGCGGGAGUAAGAUUUAACUGCAAACCAGAAAGAAAGUGAGCAGGUACUCCAACCUCCUUGCCUGUGAGUGCUCUGGGGACACUGGGAUGCAUUGUUAGGGCAGCGGGGGGAAGAAGUCAUCCCCUUGUUGGAGGAAAGGGGCAGAACAGUGUCUUGGGCAGUAGGAGAAGGUCUGCAGGAAGCCGUGGGAGGGACGGGAUGUUCUAUGAAGAGCCAUGCUGCUUGGAGGAGUCGGUGCUUUGUGUGGCUCCAAGAACAAGCAAGGCCAGGCUGCCUGCCCAUAACUUUUCCUCACUGUGAACCGGGGUUUAUUUUAACCUCAGAUGACAAGGAUCCUAAUAAUGGCAACCUGUUUGGCAAGGGGUGAAGGGAUGCAAAAUAGGGCAUGAAGGAAGUAGAGAGGCUUUGGAUGCCAGAUGAUAAUUCCUCUCCAGCUACGUCCAGGAAACUCACCCAAGUUCUCAUCUGAUACUUGCACUUCCUUCUUGGUCGUCCUCCUCUCACAUACACACUGGUGCCUGGGUGCAGUAGAAUGGACACUGUGAUGUCCGCAGGCCGCCCCCUUGGAACCCCUACAGUAGGAGAGUGAUAAUCCUGUGAAAUCAAGUAGCCAAGCUGGAGCAGCUCCUUGCUGGACAAUGUCUUUUUGCCUCCUGAAUAUUCAGAGAUUCCCCAAACGACUAUAAAUGUUAUCUGCCUGGAGCCUUCAGAUUCCUGAACCAUUGGAACGUUCCUAAAUCGGAAACCUGAGCGAGCCAGAUCGGAGUGCAAAUAUUUUCAGCAUACGUGAACCAUCGAGUUACAAUAUGACCUGACACCCUCGGCUACUUUCAGGGGCCCCUGCCUGCAAGACAACCCCUCAUCUGCUGCAAAUGCCUUCAUCUUUGGCAUACCUCUCUAUAUACAGAUGUGCCCAUCUAUAGAUAGCUCUGAUCUGAACGAGUGUGAGCUGUGAUGGAGGUUGACAAUCCCAGGGAGAGGUAAACAUUAGGGAAGACAUGUGCUGGGUGAGGAGGAAAAGUCCACACCGAGGUGAGUGAAGAUUCAACAGACAGCAGAGCUCAGGAGCAAGAGUGGAUAUGGCCAAGCCUUGGUUGGAAACUGGAAGGAGCUAUGGUCCCAGAUCAAGGAGAAAGGAGAGAAAAUUGGUCCGUUUGGCUAUUUGGAGGCAGGGGACAAAGCUUAUUGUUUCUCAGGAGAUCUUGUUCAGAGUAAUCUGUCUCUAUGACAGGUUUCAUCAGAAACAUACUCUCAGAACCUGAGGUGUGUAUCAGCUCCUGAUGGAACAUGCCGGUAGUGUAGGAAGGCUGGGUGGACGGAUGGACUGUGAU